Dendrobium catenatum is the source of this 990-nucleotide messenger RNA. Its product is annotated as 5'-adenylylsulfate reductase-like 5. The record is from RefSeq and is a predicted model, not a curated record. The transcript is spliced from 4 exons. Bases 52 to 555 code for a protein of 167 amino acids. NCBI's taxonomy places the organism in Eukaryota, Viridiplantae, Streptophyta, Magnoliopsida, Asparagales, Orchidaceae.
UCAGUUCGUUUUCUCAUCACAUCUUCCCUUGGAGCGAUUUUCUUUCCAACUAUGUCGGCAUCUCACUUUCUCGUCGUCUUCCUGCUCCCCUUCUCAUUUCUAGCUUUGUCACUCUGUAGCGGAUUUUUUGCGGCGCCGGUGACCUGUCCUCCGUCGGACGUAGUCGAAGUAGUGGAAGCUCAAAGAUCGCGGCAGUGCCCUCUAAGGAUCGAGCGCUCUGUUUCUGACGAGGUUAAUGGUGGCACUCUCGAUAGAGAGAUGAUUCAUGCUCAGGAUGGAACCUAUUAUUCAGCUUUUUUCUAUGCAUCGUGGCGCCCAUUCUCACAAAAGUGUAGAUCCAUAUUUGAUACACUCGGCUCCAUAUUUCCACAAAUAAGGCAUUUUGCAGUUGAACAAUAUUCUGCAAUGCCCAGUGUUUUCUCAAGAUAUGGGAUCCACGGGUUUCCUGCCUUGGUAUUGACCAGCAGAACAGCAAGCGUAAGGUAUCAUGGAUUGAAAGAUCUUGAUUCCUCGGUAUAUUUCUACAGAGAACUUACAGGACGAAAUGUUCAAUAGAGGAAAGUAUGAUGUUGGUCUGCAUCGCCUUCAAUUGACAUCAAAUCAAGGAUAUAUUACUUCCAAAUAUCUUUUGGGACUUUGGUGGUUUCGUGAUGAUUAUCUAGCUCAUAUGGAAUCAAUCUUUUGAACGAGAUAUCAAGUAAUAUACAUCAAUAUCAAAAACAAGCUUCCAAGAUCUUCAGCAAGAUGAUUGUCAAAAAUGGCCUUCAUUGCCUCUUAUUCUUUGUAAAGAUUGGUCAUGUAUAUCUUUAGUUUUGGUAGAAGAUUAUCUAUGGCUACCUGAGGUACAAGUGGAAAGAAGUUUCUGUAGCGAUGUUUGUAAAUGGAAUAAUGAAUACGAAAUUUUUGUAUCUAUGGCUACUUGGUAGGAGUUUUUUUGUUUGACUUAUUAUGUUAAAUUUGAGUCAUGAAAUCAUACAGCCUGUUGUGAUA